CAAGACCUCGAUCUCGUAGCUCAGCACCGCUCACCGGCCCUUACACUUGCAGCCUCGCCGCCAGUCAUGGGGAGAAAGGCAGAGGUGCAGAGGCUCCAGCUGGAGAAGCUCAUGGGGCCUGAGGCCAUGGGUCUCACAACAGAGCAGCUCCAUUUCUCUGACAGCAAGGUCUGUCGCAACUUCCUCUGCGGCACCUGCCCACACGACCUCUUCAGCAAUACCAAGGUCGACCUAGGCCCUUGUCCCAAAUCCCAUACUGCCCGUCUCAAGGACGAGUACAAGUCCUCCGUGUCCUCGGGCAAGCGAUACCCCGAAUUUGAAGUAGAGCACGAGGACAAUAUUCGCCGUUUCAUGGCCGACAUCGACCGAAAGAUCUCGGCGAACAAGAGGAGAAUAGAGCAAACGCCAGAGGAGACGGCCAAAUUUGCCAACUUGCUCAGAGAUAUAUCUGAGAUAGAGACGGCAAUGAAUGCCGCCAUGGCCGAGGUGGAGCGAUUGGGCGAGCAAGGAGAGGUGGAAGCUUCACUGCAGGAACUGGCCAAGGCCGAGGCCCUGAAGCAGGAGAAGGGGGAGAGGGAGCACGAGCUGCAGGUGCUUAGCGACAGUGCCGGGGCUAGUGGGCAUCAGAAAUUGAGGGUGUGCGAUGUUUGUGGAGCGUACCUGUCCAUCCUCGACUCGGAUAGGCGACUGGCGGAUCAUUUCGGUGGAAGGAUGCAUUUGGGCUACCUGAGGUUGAGGGAGAUCAUCGCCGAAUUUGAAGAGAGGAGGUUGAAGGGUGAGGAUCCGCGGACGCUCAUGGCUAGAGGCGUGGGGAGCAGCGGAACGACGAAUGGCACAGCACCAUCGGCCACCAACGGGCACGCCGCACCUCCUGGAGGGCCACGAGUCAAUGGUGGAGGUGCGGCCGCGGCGCCAAUGAUGCCCGCGAACGGACGGUCCUACGGAGGCAUGCCCACCGACUACUACGGUGCGCCUCCGGCAGGCUAUGGAGCCAGUGCCAGCAGCAGCUACCAAUCACAACAUCAGCAGCCUCGUCAAGCUGAGCCGUCGAGCCUGUCAUACGGCGACGGCGACCGAGACGCCGAGCGCGACCGACGCGAGCGAGAGAGGAGGGACAGGAGGGAGGGUAGGGACGUAAGGGACAGGGACCAGCCAGCAGCUGGCGCUUCAUCAUCGAGUGGCGCCGGAGGGUAUCGCUCCUCGAGGUACGACGGCGACCCGCGGGCUAGCGCCGCGGCGAGGAGGUCGAGGUCACCGCGAGACCGCGACAGAGACCGCGACCGUGAUCGCGACAGGGGUGGUUCGCGUUAUUGAGGUUGAGGGUGGAAGGGAGGAGCAAGAACCGGCUGUGCUCAUUGUCGCUUCCUCUGCGACGCCAUCGCUACCAUCUACAGAGCUCGUCUCUUUCUGUACUUUGUACUCGGCACCUACGAAUCACUCAAGCGCAAUUUCGUGAUUAUGCGCAGGAUGUGGAUGACAUUCGUGAUAUACAUUGAUGGG
Jaminaea rosea is the source of this 1500-nucleotide messenger RNA. Its product is annotated as LUC7-domain-containing protein. Gene Ontology annotation, biological process: mRNA splice site recognition. Gene Ontology annotation, molecular function: mRNA binding. The transcript is spliced from 2 exons. Gene Ontology annotation, cellular component: U2-type prespliceosome; U1 snRNP. The record is from RefSeq and is a predicted model, not a curated record. NCBI's taxonomy places the organism in Eukaryota, Fungi, Basidiomycota, Exobasidiomycetes, Microstromatales. The coding region runs from base 67 to 1314 and encodes 415 amino acids.